AGGAACCUGAAGGUAGGAACCGAAGAAGAAGCCAUGAAGGAACACUGCUCAGUGGCUUGCUGCCCAUGACUUUUUCAGCCCCAUUUCUUAUACAACCCAGGACCACUUGCCCGAGUGUGGCACUGCCCACAGUGGGCUGGGCCCUCCCACAUCAAUCAUCAACCAAGAAAAUGCCCUCCAGAUUUGCCUACAGGCCAAUCCUAUGGUGGUAUUUUCUUAAUUAAGAUUCCUUCUUCUCAGAUGACCUUAGCUUGUAUCGAGUUGACAUAAAAACUAGCCAGCACGGAAUCUGAGUUCCUCCACUAAUCAUCUCUGUAUGAAUGAGUUGAUGAAUGCUCAAUUAGUGACUUGAUAUCCCCCCAUAUUCCUUAUCAAUUUUUAUCUAUACCAGCACAUCUCAGGUUAUAAAGUCCUAAGGGUUGGGAAUGAGAUCUCUGAGAGAUGAACAGUCUGAAGAGGAUGUUCCCCAACCUCCCCAGUGGUGAAGACAUUCAAGUGUAAGUCCAGUAAGCACUUGGGAUUAUGGAAGGGGUUUCUACACUGUGUGUGACAUGGAACUAUAUGACCACAGUAAUUCCUUGAAUCCCAACGAAUCUCAAUCUAGACUUGCGGUUCCUGGCCAGCCAGGUCUGUGAUGGGAGGCAGGUGGGUGUAGGCCACCCGGAGAUGAGCACAUCAGUGUCCCUAACUUGAAUGAAGAACCUGCCAAACUAGGUCCAUCUUGCUGCGUCUGCUAGUGUGGCCUAUUUUCUAGGUACAAAUAGCAAGCAUUACCUGCUUUAAACAUCUGGCAUUACCUGCCUGCUUAGUCACCUUUUCUCUGGCUUCAAACAGCUGUGGGGCCCCACCUCCUCCCCACCUCCUCCCCACCUCCUCCCCACCUCCUCUCCACCUCCCAUCCAUCUGUGAUCCAUUCCCUCCCUCUUCCUUCCUGGAGGGAUCUAGACACACCAGAUCCACAAGUCCUGAUGUCUUUAAAAGGAUCUGCCUGGGGAAUAAGGUUCAUCUGAGUACUGUGACAGACACCUUGAUUGUAGUGGGAAGUCCCACGGCCAGUCUGUGGCAGCUGGCAUCAUGAAGGCCUGUGUCUCCCUGCUGGUGGCCAUGCUCUGUGGCCUGGCCUGGGCUGGAAGCCUGGAGUCGUGUGCAUCUCGCUGCAAUGAGAAAUUUAACCGGGAUGCUGUCUGCCAGUGUGAUCGCCGAUGUCCCCAGCAUGACGACUGCUGUGAUGACUAUGGGCGUCUGUGCAAUGCUGAAGAAGGCCCCCCAGAGCCCAAGGCAUUCCUGGAUCCAGAGGAUGAGAUCCCAGCCAGCUACCUGUACUCUGCACCAAACUCCUGCCAGGGCCGCUGCCGGGAAGCCUAUGACAGGCACCACCCUUGCCACUGCAAUGACCGAUGCCAAGAGUUCGGGAACUGCUGUGAAGAUUUUGACAGCCUGUGUGGUGACCACGAGGGCUUCUCCCAUAGCAGCGACGCCAUAACCAACGAGGAACUCCAGAGUAUCUCUGAGGUGAUCUACAGGGUAGAUACCAAUAAAGCCCAGAAGGAAGACAUUGUCCUCAACAGUCAAAACCGUGUCUCCCCGUCAGAGACAGGAAACCGAGUGGAUCGUUGCCCCGAGCCGCUCUUUACUUACGUCAACGAGCAGCUCUUCUCCAAGCCCACCUAUGCAGCUUUUAUCAACCUGCUCAACAAUUAUCAGCGGGCCACGGGCCAUGGGGAACACUUCAGUGCCCAGCAGCUGGAGGAGCAGGCUGUCUUCCUCAGGGAGGUCAUGAAGACAGCUGUCAUGAAGGAGCUCUAUGGCUUUCUCCAUCACCAAAACCGCUACAGCUCCGAACAAGAGUUCGUGGACGAUCUGAGGAACAUGUGGUUUGGGCUCUACUCAAGAGGCAGUGAAGAAGGAGAUUCGAGCGGCUUUGAACACGUCUUCUCGGGCGAAGUGAAAAAGGGCAAGGUCACUGGCUUCCACAACUGGAUCCGCUUCUACCUGCAGGAGAAGGAGGGUCUGCUUGACUAUUACAGUCACAACUACGAUGGGCCUUGGGAUUCCUACCCUGAUGUCCUAGCCAUGCAGUUCAACUGGGAUGGCUAUUACAAGGAAGUGGGCUCAGCUUUCAUUGGCAGCAGCCCUGAGUUCGAGUUCGCCCUCUACUCUCUGUGCUUCAUCACCAGGCCAGGCAAAAAGUGCCACUUAAGCCUGGGUGGCUAUCCUUUGGCCAUCCAGACCUACACCUGGGAUAAGACCACCUAUGGAAACGGCAAGAAGUACAUCGCCACAGCCUACAUAGUGUCUUCCACCCAAUAGAGCUCACGGCCAGAUGGGUUAUGAGGGCAGAGGGCCAAGCCGGAUCCAGGUGCUAUUUGCUCUGUACUGGGGAGGGGAGGGAGGAGUCUGGGAGGAACCCCAAAGCCCAGUUUUAUGAAAGAGAUCUCAAAUCUAGAAAUGCCCAUGUGGGAGAGAAAAAAAAAGAUACAAUUAGAAAAAUGUAGAGAAUCAGUCAAACCUUUGUCUUUCUGUAUCUUAGCAACAUGAACUAGGAAAUAGAGCCCCUCUCUGUCUGGAAAAGGUAGCAACCUUGGAGAAUUCUUUACAGUAUAGUGGGGCCGUGAGUAAGUCCUUGGCCUCACAUUUCCCUCUAAUGUGAAGGGGAGGGGUCUUCCCCCUUUCCUGCUCGGGGCUUGGGGAGAGGGUGAUGAGACAGUAUUAUGACUGUGACAGUGUCUUCAGCUGUUCAUAGGAAGAACAGGCGGUAGAAAUUUGGGAUUUCCAAACGGCUGUCACUGCUCACAGCCCUGUGCUGGGCCCCAAAGAAGCCAGCCUUAGACCCAAGCACGAGAAUCUUAGGGAACCAAAUCUGUGACAGUGCAGAGUUAGGGCUGGGGGGUAAGUGGGCUCGGGCAGGUGGCCUCCUCCAUCCUAGAUGUCUGUGUGGCCACCUCAGCAUCUGUUUCUAGAAGUUUCCCACUUGCAGAUGUUUAGUGCAGUUACAGACAGGUGUGUUUUGAUCCCACAUA
This is a messenger RNA of Peromyscus californicus insignis, 3020 nucleotides long. It is a transcript of the gene Endou, whose product is annotated as endonuclease, poly(U) specific. Lineage: Eukaryota; Metazoa; Chordata; Mammalia; Rodentia; Cricetidae. The transcript is spliced from 10 exons. Gene Ontology annotation, molecular function: RNA endonuclease activity; polysaccharide binding; scavenger receptor activity. Bases 1075 to 2310 code for a protein of 411 amino acids. Gene Ontology annotation, biological process: immune response. The record is from RefSeq and is a predicted model, not a curated record.